This is a messenger RNA of Sinocyclocheilus rhinocerous, 3140 nucleotides long. RefSeq names its product kelch-like family member 2 (gene klhl2). Gene Ontology annotation, molecular function: protein binding. The transcript has 15 exons. The coding region runs from base 313 to 2085 and encodes 590 amino acids. NCBI's taxonomy places the organism in Eukaryota, Metazoa, Chordata, Actinopteri, Cypriniformes, Cyprinidae. The record is from RefSeq and is a predicted model, not a curated record.
AGGAGUGUGUCAGUCUUUCCUUCACUCUUGUUUUUGUGUGUGAGCUGUAGCGUUUGGGUCUCUGGAUGUGUCCUGUCCUCACCCACACAACGGACCUGUCUGCCGCACAGUAUCCGGUCACGUCAGUCACACUGACACCGAUUGUGAGGCCGCUUUUAUCUUUUAUUUUCAUUAGCGGAGCUGGACCCGCACACCAGGACCCAGUCCAGCCCGGUUCGGCUCGGUUCGGUGGACGGGACACAGCGGGGAUUUAAACAACAGAGCCCGACCAGAGAUGGAGAGACACAGACUGAUGUGAACGGAACCAGCGCUAUGGAGAUUCAUCCACUAUGCACUAAGCUUUGCCAUCAUAAAGCUGUGGAGCUGAAGGAUGAUGUGUGUGAGAAACAGAGUGCGGUCACCAUCAAUCCACGUCACAUGAGGAAAGCUUUCAGGAUCAUGAAUGAGCUCCGCAGUCAGAGUGUGUUGUGUGAUGUCACCAUCAUUGCGGAGGAUGUGGAGAUAGCUGCUCAUCGAGUCGUCUUAGCUGCAGGGUGUCCGUACUUCCACGCUAUGUUUACAGGAGAGAUGACUGAGAGCCGUCAGAAGAAGGUUCGAAUCAAAGAGAUUGACGGCUGGACUCUGGGAAUACUGAUCGACUAUGUUUACACUGCUGAGAUCCAAGUAACAGAGGAGAAUGUGCAGGUGCUCUUGCCCGCCGCUGGUCUGCUGCAGUUACAGGAAGUUAAAAAGGCCUGCUGCGAGUUUCUCAUAACUCAACUUCACCCAACCAACUGCCUCGGUAUCCGCGCCUUCGCUGAUUUGCACGCCUGCACAGAGCUGCUCAAUCUCGCCAACACGUACGCAGAGCAACACUUCUCAGAGGUCGUGCAGAGUGAAGAGUUUCUCAAUCUGGGCAUGGAGCAAGUGUGCAGCCUCAUAGCAAGCGACAAACUGACCAUUCCAUCAGAAGAAAAGGUGUUUGAAGCGGUCAUAGCUUGGGUCACGCAUGAUAAAGAUGUGCGUCAGGAACACAUGGCUCAUCUGAUGGAAAAUGUUCGCUUGCCUCUUCUUUCCAGAGAAUACCUCGUACAGAGGGUGGAGGAGGAAACUUUAGUGAAGAACAGCAGCGCCUGUAAAGACUACCUAAUUGAAGCCAUGAAGUACCACCUGCUGCCGGCCGAGCAGCGCUCCACGAUGAAGACCAUCCGCACCAGAGUGAGAACACCCAUCAGCUACCCAAAGGUGAUGAUGGUGGUGGGGGGACAGGCCCCUAAAGCCAUCCGCAGUGUGGAGUGCUAUGAUUUCGAGGAGGAGAGAUGGUUCCAAGUGGCAGAAUUACCCUCCAGACGAUGUCGAGCAGGUGUGGUGUAUAUGGGUGGUGUUGUGUAUGCUGUCGGGGGUUUUAACGGGUCAUUACGAGUGAGGACGGUGGAUGCAUAUGACCCAGUAAAAGACGAGUGGUGUUGUGUCAGCAGCAUGCAGGACCGGAGGUCAACUCUAGGCUCUGCUGUCCUCAACGCACUGCUUUAUGCUGUUGGAGGCUUUGAUGGCAGCACAGGUUUAGCUACUGUAGAGGCAUAUAACGCUAAGGCCAAUGAGUGGUUCCACGUCAGUCCCAUGAACACGCGACGUAGCAGUGUUGGAGUUGGCGUUGUUGGAGGUCUGCUUUAUGCAGUCGGAGGGUAUGACGGAGCAACUCGUCAGUGUUUGAGUACAGUUGAGGCCUAUAACCCAAACACCAAUGAAUGGUCUUAUACAGUAGAGAUGGGAACCCGCCGCAGUGGUGCAGGUGUAGGUGUGUUAAAAGGUCUGCUCUAUGCAGUAGGGGGGCACGACGGCCCCUUGGUUAGAAAGAGCUGUGAGGUUUAUGACCCUGCCACUAACACAUGGAAACAGGUGGCUGAUAUGAAUAUGUGCCGAAGGAACGCAGGUGUGUGUGCCGUAAAUAACCUGCUAUAUGUGAUCGGUGGCGAUGAUGGCUCAUGCAACCUGGCUUCAGUGGAGUUCUACAAUCCAAACACUGAUAAAUGGACUCUACUGCCCACCUGCAUGAGCACAGGACGCAGCUAUGCAGGUGUGACUGUCAUUGAUAAGCCUCUCUGAGCAGCUGUGGAGUUGUUGAACACUAGAGCUGAAGCUGACGUACAGCAGAGGAUUCGCUCACACUGAAGCUCUUACCACGGCUGAGGCUUCAUCCUGGAACUGCUUCACCAUGGACAUGGCCUGGAGAAUACUGCUCUCUCUCUCUCUCUGUCUGUAUCUCUCUCUCUCACACACAUCCACACACUCAUUCAGAUACGUAACUACAAGCAUUCACACACUACCUCUUUUUGUCUCUAGUAUAUACACUUACACACUCUGUAUCUCUCUUUUCUUUCUGUUUCUCUUGUUUGAGAGUAGUCAAUGAUGAUGCUUAUUGCACUGACGAAGCAGAAUCGAAACACUCUGAGUAAAGACUGGUGCAAAUAUUUGGCCAGCGCAUCUGCGACGUGUACAAAGCGUUCCUGCGUUUGAGCCGAGGGGAUGGCCAGCAAUUUUUGCUCCUUGAUCGUUUGAUCUGAAGGAGCCUCUUGAUGGUUUUUGCUUAUUCGAAUAAAGCUUGAGGGAAAAUGUGUCUAGUUUAGGACCAGCACUUUGUUGCCUCUUGGAAGGUUGUUUAUGAAGUCACUGGACUCCAUUGGAUGAUGAUGAUGAUGAUGAUGAUGAUGAUGUGAAUUUCGUUUUAUGGUUAGAGCUGAACCUUUGCUUGCUUAUAUGCGAGAAGGGUCUCUAUUGAAGACAAACAAACUUUUUUCAUUUUGCAAUUUGUUUGCCAAACAACAUUUGAAGUCUUAAAGUUUGAACUGUCUGUUGUUGUUUCUUUUUCUUUUAAUAUCCUCUGGCUCUUUUCUUGUGGUCCAAUCGUUGGAGAAUUGCGAUCUUUGACAUUUGAAACGUUAACAUGAAUGCUUCGGCAUGCACGAUGCUGUGGACUGAUACUGGUUGCUUGGGUAUUAAACCGCUUUGCAUGGUUCUAAAUACUGAUGUUUGUGUGCCAUCUUUAAACUACUGCUGUACUCACUAAACAACGUGACGUGCUCUCUGUACUAGCGGUACUGAACACUGAAGAGGUAUAAAGGUACUACUUCUUAUAGAAAUCUUUCUUUCUUUUCUCUCUU